UAAACAGAUUAUUGAUAAAGAUAAGCUGCAAAAUAAAUUUUGCUAUGGAUAUUGAUAAUACAUAGUUAUCAUUAUGGUUUGUUGUGUAGUGUUGCUGUCUAGUUUGAUAUUCCUAUCUCGGUUUAAUGCACAAGAUAUACAACUGAGGUCUGUAUAUGAUAAUAUAAGUUUUCGUCGACAGCUUUAUAAUGCUACUUGUAAAUUUGGUACUUCUGAUAAAGUUGGAAUAUGUGUUUGUCCCAAUCCUAGUGAUAUGAAGAAUUUUUUUUGCAAUUGUGUUUUAGACAUCAACAACUCAAGUUUAAAUGUUUUUAGAAAGGAAAAUGCUUUUGUAUGUAGUUGUUUAAAUACUUAUAAUGAAACAUUUUCAAAAGACUGUUCAUGCUUCUCGCUUUCCCUGAAGAUUACUAACAUGAGUUGUUCUCAUAGUUCAUUUCCUUUUAGAAAAUCAAAUGUCAUUAAAAUAGGUGUUAUUUUACCACACACAUUAGGAGAGUCAAAACUUUCUUCAUAUAAUAGUGGAGUGUAUUAUGCUUCAGCUAUGUAUAUGGCUAUUGAUGAUAUUAAUUCACAGUCUACAUACUUGCCAAAUCAUAAAUUAGAAUUAGUAUGGGGAGAUACUAUGUGUGAUUGGAAGAGUACAAUAAAACUGCAAAUAGAAAUGCUUGAGUAUGAAAAAGUAGAUGCGUUCAUUGGUGGUGGAUGCGCUGGUUGCUUAGCACUUGCACAGAAUGCUGGAGCUUUAAAUAUGCCUAUGAUUUCACAUAUGUGUUUGGAGCCAGAAUUAUCCAAUAAAGAAGAAUAUCCUACAUUUGCUCGAACUGAACCUAAUGGGCGUCAUCUCACACCAGCUAUUUAUGAACUUUUGCGAUAUUACAAAUGGGAAAAAUUUAGUGUGUAUGUGGAGAAUCAAGAUGUAUAUAAGCGUGCGUUUGAAGAUAUACAAAAAAAGUUUUCUCAAAGAAUCUUACUAAGUAAAAAUAUUCCUGCUUCAACAUAUUAUUCAUUGGAAAAACAUUUUGACCUAGUCAAAGAGGACUUAAAGACUUUAAGCAACAAAUCUAGAAUCAUUCUGCUUUUAAUGACCAUGAAAGUGGUGAAAGAGUGUCUUAUUGCUGCAGCAGAGCUAAAUCUCAUUAACGGAGAUUAUGUGUUUAUUACAUUUGAGCUAGAUAUGCUUGUUGCCCAAGGAAGACAAAAAACACCUUUCAAAUGGGUUACUACGGACUUUACAUACUUCAAUGAUGAUGAUAACAAAACGUUAAAAAUUAAUUAUGAGUUAUUUGCAAACCGGAGUAAGCUCCUUUGUCAAGGCUGGGAGUCUACAUUGCUUUUAAUGACAAAAUUUUUAACAGCCUCAGUUGACCUUGAAAAAAGCAUAGAAGAUUUUAAUAACCGAACAAAAGCAGGAAUGAAAACAUGGUUUAAUUCUACCACUUAUGAAGGAUUUAUUCCAUAUACUAAUUAUGCUAAAUCAAAAUCAACUCCACCUCAACAUUCUCAAAAUCUUUAUGAUGCAAUCAAGUUUUAUGCAAUGGCUGUAAACUCGACUCUAAGUAAAGGAAAAAGUUUCUUGAAUGGGACUGCAAUUUUAGAAAAUAUGCAAAACAGAGUUUUUAAUAGUAGUCAUGGUUACUCAUUGUUCUUUGACAAUAAUGGAGAAGUUCAAUUUCCAUUUCAGUUAUAUCAUUACGGAUUAAAAUCAAAUAAAGAAGCUUGUGAUUGUCAUUUGUCAAUGAAUGCAAGCAGCCAUGGUAAAGUUUGUGGUUUGGAUCUCCCCAAAAUGGAAGUUAUAGCUGUCAUGGAUUCAGUUCGUGUUAAUGGAUCUAAAAAGGUUAAUGAGACAGUAGUUAGUGAACUGCAGUUACAAUAUAAACCUACUCAGGCAUCAAGUAUUUACUGGCCUGGUAAUAAAAAAUUAGAAGAUGUAUUAGAUGAACCAGUUUGUGGUUUUGAUGGUAGUAAAUGCAUUGAUCGAUCUCAAAAAGAAAAAGAGAGAUUAUUGCUUGGUAUAACAAUAGCAAUGACUUUUGUUGGAAUUAUUCUUAUCAUUGUUCCAUUAGUUAUGUACAGGCAAUACAAGCUAGAACAAGAGCUGUCAAAUCAGUUAUGGAAGAUACCAGCUUGUGAGUUAUGUGGUGGUUCCUCUCGUAAUUCUUUCAAUAGUGAUGGUCAAAGUUUGAGCAGUUAUAGUUAUGAGAAAUAUCAGCACUUUACAACAACAGCAUACUAUAAAUCAACUUUAGUUGCAGUAAGACGAUUGAAAAAGCGGACAGUCGAACUAAAUCGCAAUGUUUUAAUGGAACUAAAACAGUUGCGAGACAUUCGUCAUGACAACAUAAACAUGUUUAUUGGUGCAUGUGUGGAUACUGGAAAUAUUGCUAUUGUUACUCAAUAUUGUGCUCGAGGUAGUCUACAGGAUAUUCUUGAAAAUGAUAAUAUUAAACUGGACACACUGUUUUGUUUAUCUUUACUUCAUGAAGUAGUGAAAGGAAUGCAGUUUUUACAUUGCAGUGAUAUCAAAUCUCAUGGUAAUUUAAAAUCUUCUAACUGUGUUAUUGACGUCAGAUGGACUCUUAAAAUUACUGAUUUUGGUCUACAUGAGUUUAAGCACGAUAAUUCUACUGUGGAAUCAACAAAUGUUAACUAUAGAAGUUUGUUGUAUAAAGCACCUGAACUUCUGCGGUUGACUGAUCCUCCAUUAAGAGGUUCUCAAAAAGGUGAUAUCUAUAGCUUUGCAAUUAUAACACAAGAAUUCCAUACAAGGGAAGGACCUUGGAGUACUUCUUAUUUAGAACCUCAUGAGAUUGUAAUGCGCGUUAAGAAUGGUGAAAAUCCACCGUUUAGACCGCAUGUCCCUCAGUUGAUUGAGAAUGCAGAAGAUUUAAGAGAUAUAAUGAAAAAAUCUUGGGUUGAGAAUGCUGAUGAACGACCAUCGUUUACAGAUAUUCGCAAAGAGAUCGAAGGAUUAAUGAAGAGAAACAAUUUAAAAACCAAUAUUUUGGAUAAUAUGGUGGCAAUGAUGGAGAAGUAUACAAAUCAUCUUGAAGAUAUUGUCAACCAACGCACUGGCGAAUUGCUUUCUGAAAAACAGAAAACAGAAGCUUUGCUUUUGCGUAUGCUGCCACAGUCAGUUGCAAGACAGCUCAUGAAAGGGCAAGAGGUUGAAGCUGAGUAUUUUGAUGAAGUUACAAUUUACUUUAGUGAUAUUGUUGGUUUUACUUCUUUGUGUUCGAUUAGUACCCCUUUACAGGUUGUUUCAUUGUUGAAUGAUUUAUAUACACUAUUCGAUAGUGUGAUAUCUAACUAUGAAGUUUAUAAAGUUGAAACUAUUGGUGAUGCAUAUAUGGUAGUUAGUGGCUUGCCCAUAAGAAAUAAAAUGCAGCAUGCCAAAGAAAUUGGUGCAAUGUCACUUCAUAUUCUUUCAGCUGUUAAAACGUUUGUUGUUCGUCACAAACCUGAACAAAAGCUAUUGGUACGAAUUGGCUUACAUACAGGACCUGUUGUGGCUGGUGUUGUUGGAACUACAAUGCCUCGAUAUUGUCUUUUUGGGGAUUCAGUUAAUUUUGCAUCAAGGAUGGAGUCAACAGGAGAGCCUCUGCGAAUUCAUGUGAGCCCAGCUUUUAAAAAUAUUGUGGAAAAGAUCGGAGGUUUCCAUUUUGAAGAACGUGGUGAAACUUUUCUAAAGGGAAAAGGUAACAUUAAAACUUAUUGGCUAACAGGAUGCGAUGAACCACCCCGCAAACGUUUUUAUUCAGAGACUUUAGUUAGUUAUACACCAAUGGAAAUGGUACGUACUCCACCACCUGUUCUUCGAAAUCUUAUCAAACAAUCAUCACCUUUGAGUCACAGGGGUUCCCCUGUUGCAUUAGCCCCUCAAUGGCAACGUACGAAUAGUACUCGCUCAAAAGUAGAAACUAAUAAUAUUGCAUCGAAUUACAUUAAUAAAGACUAUGGUAAAGAAAAUGGUGACAUGGAACUGCUACCACUUAUAAAAAAUAAUAUAAUUGAAGCGUAAUGUUGUUUUCUUUUUCAA
Molecule: messenger RNA, 4036 nt
Organism: Hydra vulgaris (swiftwater hydra)
Lineage: Eukaryota; Metazoa; Cnidaria; Hydrozoa; Anthoathecata; Hydridae
Product: atrial natriuretic peptide receptor 1
Biological process (GO): receptor guanylyl cyclase signaling pathway; cGMP biosynthetic process; protein phosphorylation
Cellular component (GO): plasma membrane
Molecular function (GO): protein kinase activity; adenylate cyclase activity; peptide receptor activity
Source: RefSeq, a predicted model, not a curated record